Molecule: messenger RNA, 3297 nt
Organism: Opisthorchis viverrini
Lineage: Eukaryota; Metazoa; Platyhelminthes; Trematoda; Opisthorchiida; Opisthorchiidae
Exons: 7
Coding region: 30-2858 (942 amino acids)
Biological process (GO): cell adhesion
Cellular component (GO): extracellular matrix
Molecular function (GO): serine-type endopeptidase inhibitor activity
Source: RefSeq, a predicted model, not a curated record
CCUCAAACGUUUAAUACAUGCCCUGAUACAUGGUCAACAUGCAAAUAAACCGAAAGCAGGGAUGUCAGCUAUCUACUAUUAGAUGGCUGGCAAAGAUUACGCUCAUUUUUGCAUUUGUGAAUUUCAGCUGGCUGGAUCCAGCUGCCGCAACCGAAAGCUGUCGCCGAAUAUCCAGUGACUCUAACAUAAUCCGUCGUCCAGGAGACGGUGGCUACGAAAUUCGUGUGCGACUUAUCCCAUUAGAAUCAACAAGGCUUCGUGGUAGUGGAAACCGUGGAGCAUUCUGGCCAUUAUCUCUGAACAGCAAACCUUCCAAACCAAAGUCCACCAUUGAUGGUGAAGAUAAUUCCACCAUGGAAUAUUUGCCUGGAAGAGAAUAUGAAAUUACUGUUGCGCCGAAGGCAUCACCAACGGUCACCAAUACCUUUUAUAUGGAAGCUGUUUAUGUGACAGCGGUUCCGCUGGGAACUCCUGAAAGUCAAGAAUAUGAUCAGGGAAAGGGGUUAUUUUCGCCAACAAUUUGCACUAGUCCUGGGAUCGGUGGGAUUGAAUUCAAGUACAAUUUUCCAAGACAAGUUACAUUUAUAUGGACAGCACCAAAGGAUGAAUCAGGUAAGACAAGCUCUGGUGGUCAUACCCAAUGGGGUGCAAGUCACUGUGUCGAACUAAGAGCGAUUGUUAUCCCCUGGCACUGGCAUCGGGUGUUUUUUCGCAAUACUGGAUCUUUACGCAAAGUGAUGUGCCCCGCCAAAGAUAUUCGUCAAAUUGAUCAUUGGCCAAAUUUCGUGGAAGAUUUAAGUGGUGCGUCGGGAAGGAACGGACGGGGUGAUGGUGUGAAAGCGCGAUCUGUCACGCUGACUAGCAAAUCGGAUUCUGCAGAAGCCCGAGACCGGUUCAGUGACAGUGGAUUUUAUGGAUCUGAGGACGGUGGAUCUUGUGCAGUUCAAGAGAUUCAAAAGCCCGUCAGACGAUGUUGCGCAUGUAAUACUGCGAUUUAUCGGAUGAUAAUACAAUCGGACUGGCAACAACAACAACACUGGAGAGACUGGCCAACUGCAGGAGUGAAUCGGGAUGGAAUUACCGUCUCACCGCAUUUUAGUGAAAUACUAGGUGUGUCACAUAGUCCUUUGUACGACUUGUUUCACGUCGGUGGAUAUGCCAGCCCUGCCGUGGACGCAUUGUGCACAACCAGUGAUGUCUCAAAGUUGGAAAAUGAAUUCAAAAACCAGGCGGGGGAAAAUAUCAUGACAGUUAUUCGGACACGUGGCAUCGAUUCUUCAGCUCCCCCGGAACAACGUAUCCGGUCGGCUCUGUUUGCUGUCAACAGCACACACCACUUGAUCUCUUUUCUCACCCGACUUGUGCCAAGUCCUGACUGGUGCACUGGUUUAUCUCGGGUGGAUAUAUGUUUGGCCAACUGCUCCUGGCCUUUACAAAUGCGAUUUCGUUUGGAGCCAUGGGAUGCUGGCGUCAUGUCCGGGAACACAUAUGUCCCAGUAGAACCAUCGGAGCGACUUCGACAACCAAAGCCAAUGUGUCCAAUUACUCCAGACCUGAGGGCAAAUACCCCUUUCACCGUCGUUACGGACUACGUGUCACCACCCGGUAUUCCCAACCCAAUGGACAGCUCAGCACGGGUUUUUGGCGAUUUGAGCAUGGACGAUCCUGGUACGCUUAUAGCCGGUCAGAAUCCUUUUGCUGACCCCAUGUUGUCAUCCCAGCUGCAGGACCAAAUGCGACUAAUGCAUGGUUCAGCUCCAACUCGAUUGCGUAGACAAUUUGCCCCUCUAGGAACAGUGACUCUGGAACUACUGCGAAUUAAUGAGCACGAGGUGUGCACACCUGAACCGGCGCAAGAUGAUCAGGGGUUUACAAGAGCAUUUCACUCGACGCCAAUCUCCAUGACACAACCAGAGUCUGGUUACAAAGCAUCAAAAUGUCAACUUGGUAGCUGGUCUCCUUGGGGGCCCUGCUCAAUUGUGGACGUUACCACGUGCAAAACGGCUGCAUCAAAAGCCUACUGGUCGGCAAAACAACCAAGAAUGCAGCGGACAAGACUUCCACUGCCACCUGUUACUGUGGCCGACUGUAGUGACGUUCCACUAAAGGAGGAGAAAGCAUGCAGUUCACCCACGGUUAAGGAAAACUGCGAACCUUUUGUCCCUUCCGCAACGAACACGAUGGAGAAGAUCUCAGCUGAAGCCUGCCAAAGUCUUCCUUGGGGGAGCUGGUCGGCUUGUAUAAAUGCCACAUGUACAAAACCUGGGUUGAUCUAUCGAUGGCGGGAAUUCCCCGAUCUCGCCACAAAAGAGGCCUGUGAAUCUUAUCCAUUGGUGAAUGAACUGGAUACGUGUUGGCCCCCAACUAAUCUGCGAUGUGACCCCGAUUUGCUAAGAAAAGCCUGCUACGAAGAACCACCGUCUGCCAAUCGGUUGUGCCUCCGACCGGAAAAUACAACUGUCAGAUAUUAUUAUCACCCUUCACAGAAGGAAUGUAAGACAUUUGACUACUCGCCACACUGUCACAUACGGGCACUAGUCAGUGACCACGCUAUUGCAUAUACCCGAAACCAGUUUCCGGAUCUGACAAGCUGCGAGGGAUUGUGUAAAUUUGAAAAGCAGCAAAGUAGAUCUCGGUGGAGCGCUCGUUAUAAGCGAGCACACAACCCCUGCAGCACCCCACCUUACCCAACUUCGCAAUGCGGUCCAUCCGAAACAGUUGCGUGGUGGUAUUUCGACCAACGCAAAAAGCAAUGUCUGCAGUUUUUGCAUGGCGUGUGUGGUGGCGGAAUGAACAGUUUUGCGACUGAGAAUGAAUGUCAAGCCACCUGUGUUCCGGAACAAUUCACCAUAUCAUAGACGCACAAUGCAUAAAAAAGGCCGCCGGCGCUAGAACACAACGCGUUUUUCAAACAUCUGCUCCCCCGCUCUUUCAUAUUCGGUUGAUUGAGAACGAAGUCACAUUAUAAUUACACGGAAAUCACCACCGACUUAGUGUUUUGUUUGAAGAACAGUUAACAUUAUUUUCCGUGCAAUAAUUUUGAUUGGCUAACCAAAGAAAACUGAACAUCACCAUGUGUGUAACAAUUCUACGUUAUCGUGUUCGCAAUCUAAAUCCGGGAUUCCGCAAAACCUGUUCGUCUAUAUUCAAAAUUUUGAUGUUGUCUACAACUUCGUUGUUGCUUCGUUUGUUUCUCGGCAUUUAGUUGUUCACUUUCGAUGCAUUCCAUCAAUCAAUGUGUGCCUGUAGUUUUACAAAUACACACUAAAGAAUUCUGUGAGAUACCAGAACUCGGAC